Molecule: messenger RNA, 1671 nt
Organism: Penicillium riverlandense
Lineage: Eukaryota; Fungi; Ascomycota; Eurotiomycetes; Eurotiales; Aspergillaceae
Exons: 4
Coding region: 1-1671 (556 amino acids)
Biological process (GO): positive regulation of transcription by RNA polymerase II
Cellular component (GO): nucleus
Molecular function (GO): DNA-binding transcription factor activity; transcription cis-regulatory region binding
Source: RefSeq, a predicted model, not a curated record
AUGCAAAUUCGAGAAAGUAUUAUUUGCGCAUAUAUCGCAGCAAUAAUCGUCGAUCACCAGUCGACGAACGUACGCCAUAGCGCCUUUCUCUUCGAGCUUUCGAAUAUAGCUGUUGGCUUUUUCAGUGAAUUCACGGCUGCCUUGGACCGAAUCCGCCGGGGUGAUGCUGAUAUGUGCGUCAUGGAAGAGGAGAGUGUUCACCAAGGGCUUGCACCAACGAAAAAACGCCUUGUUGACGAGGGCGAGGCUUACGAGGCUCCGUGGAUCGUACGUCGCGAGGUGUGUUGUCACCAGCUCCAUUUGGUCUCCGAUAUGGAACUUGCGAGUGAGAUUCAAGGUGUGAUGGUGGAGAUGGGUGUGAAGUCCACCUUUGGGCCCCCAUUCUACAACACAACGUUCUCGGACAAAAAAAUCCCAGUUCAGCGCGACACCCUCACCGGCCCUAAUGUCGAUGAUACUCGCGUUCCUUCCUUCGAUCCUCCUUUCCCGUUCGAGAAUCCUUCCAGAGAGUCCCGGUUCCGGUGCUAUGUGUCAGCCAUGUUGCCGCAGUUGCUGAUUCCUGGAACCCCCUGGGCCUCGGGAAACGAUCUGAUUGCUCUGGGAGCGCAGUACCCUAGUGUCAGGGACUCGUUUCUAGCUUGUGCGACCUUGCUCCUAUCCAACAGCGGUCCGCCUGUUCCUCCGGACGCUGUCGCAUACUAUUCAGAUGCCGUUCGUGCCACCAGACGCAUGAUUCAAGAGUCCCGGGUCAAGGGCACAGAAGAUUGGCUGCUCCUGCAAGCCUUAUUACUGUGUAUCUUCGAGCGUGCUCAAUCCGGCCCAUCCUGUGGAGCCAUGGCUCACUUGCUCGGUGCGUCGCACAUUAUGGCGCUGAUAGUGAGAAACCUCCCAUCCCCGUCGACCGGGGCCAGUCCCUUCCAGCAGAUGUGUGCUUCCUCAUUGCUCUACCAUGCCGCGACAACUGCAUUUCUGAAUCCAGACAUCUCGUGGCUACCGGAGAGUGCGACGUGGAAACAGUUCGAACAGUUCCUUGAACCUAGUUAUAACACCCUCUUUGCCAUACCGCCAACCUUGUGCCGACUCAUUCUUGAGACAUCUCGCCUUGCUCGUCGCACGCCUCUAAGUGAUCGGGACAGCCAGCUUGCCAAUGAUCUGCGCAAUCAGUUACGUCCAUACCUGCCCCUCCAACCCGCUUCGGAAGGCGUCUACAGCGAAGAAGGGCUCGAUGAGCGAGCGGAACAGAUUAAAAAAGCAGCCGAGCUGUACGCGCUAGCCGCUGACAUUCUGCUACUAAAGGCCAUGCAGCCUGACCUUACGGCCAAGGACAGCCGGGUCCAGAGUCAAGUCAAGCAGAUCAUGAAUGCCCUGCAAUCUGAUGUGCAGGGAAUUUUCUGGAACCAGCAUUACUCGUGGCCAUUUGCCAUCCUCGGCUGUGUCGUGCAGCGCGAGACGGAGAUGUUGUUCUUGCUGGGGCGACUGGAAAAGCUGUGGGAGAGAUCUCACUGGGGCGACAUUCAACGGACUACCAACCUCUUUCGAACGAUGCUGGAGUACCGACGACGGAAUGGCCAGCUUGCGUCACUACGGGAUGCGCGGUCUUCUAAUUGCCCUGACCUGUUUGAUUUCUUGCUUCAUGGCGAUUGGCUGCCGCAGUUCAUGGUUGAUGGAUGA